Cynocephalus volans (Philippine flying lemur) is the source of this 753-nucleotide messenger RNA. Its product is annotated as endogenous retrovirus group K member 7 Pro protein-like. Gene Ontology annotation, molecular function: nucleic acid binding; aspartic-type endopeptidase activity. The transcript has a single exon. NCBI's taxonomy places the organism in Eukaryota, Metazoa, Chordata, Mammalia, Dermoptera, Cynocephalidae. The record is from RefSeq and is a predicted model, not a curated record. Bases 1 to 753 code for a protein of 250 amino acids. Gene Ontology annotation, biological process: proteolysis.
AUGCCACAAAUGGGCGUCCAGCCGGUUCCUGUGCAGUCCAUCCAGCCCCUGCCGCCUGGAACCGUGGGCCUUAUAAUUGGCAGAGGAUCGUUAACCUUAAACGGUUUAAUUGUCCACCCCGGGCUAGUUGACUGUCAACAUGGCUCCGAGAUCCAAGUCCUGUGCACAUGCCCAGGAGGAGUUUUUUCUAUUACCAAAGGAGACAGGAUAGCUCAAUUGCUGCUCCUCCCAGAGGUCGCCGGACCUUCAGAGCCUGGGCGAGAAAAAAUGGGCUCCUCGGGCAUGGAUUCCGCGUACCUGAUGGUUUCCCUAAAUGAGAGACCUAAACUAAAGUUAUGGGUUGAAGGAAAACUGUUUACCGGCAUCAUGGACACCGGUGCGGAUAAGAGCAUUAUUUCCGCCCAUUGGUGGCCAAAGUCCUGGCCUGUCAUUAAAUCAUCACACUCUCUACAGGGCCUCGGUUAUCAGGCCAGUCCUACUAUUAGUUCCGCUCCCUUGUCUUGGGAGACGGCAGAAGGACAAAAGGGCUGUUUUACUCCCUACGUGCUUCCGCUCCCCGUUAACCUCUGGGGGCGCGAUGUUUUACAAGAGAUGGGAAUUAGGUUGUCUAAUGAAUACUCUCCUCAGGCUAAGGAGAUUAUGGCCAAGAUGGGACAUAAACAGGGAAAGGGUUUAGGAGCCAGGGAACAGGGUCGGAUUGAACCUAUUCUCCCUGAAGGCAACCCAGGAAGACAAGGUCUGGGUUUUCCCUAA